CGUUCUUGCAGCGCACUACAUUCGGGUCUUACCAGGGAACGACGAGGGAGGGGAUGUUUUAAUGGCCGUCAGCUGCACUACAAAACGCAAAAAGUCCGAAGUAUCCACUAUAUUUAGACUACACUAAAUACUAAUGCGUUUUGGGCGGUUUGAUUAGCUAACAAGCAGUGCUCUUUGGACAUAAUAAGGCCGGAGAUGUGUUUCUAGCGUUGUUUAAACGCACUUUACGCGCUUGAUCUGAGAGCGAGUGGAGCUCAGGCCUAGCCGGCUGGCUAGCAAACAAGCGGCCGAUCAGCUUAGUCGUCGGGAGUUGAGAGGGAAUAUGUAACAUAAGGAAGCCAACAUGACAUCCAGAUUCGGGAAAACAUACAACCGCAAGGGAGGGGAGGCCAACUCCAAAUUUGACGAGGUCUUCUCCAAUAAGAAGCCCACCCUCACCACCAAAUGGGGGGAGACCACCUACAAGGCUAAGUUGGGGGCCAAGAGGCCUACUUUGAAAUCUGACGUUUCUGAGCUGUCCAAAAGGCCCAGGCUUGAGGACAGCGACAGUGACGAAGACCCUUUUGGGUUCGACAGUGAUGAGGAGUCCAAGACUUCGACCCUUCGUAGCGUGUCCCAAGUGGGAGUCAACGAAGGGGCCGUGACAAAGACGACUGCAGUGCAGGGCGGUGGGACAGCCACUGUUGUUACUUCUGCACAGGGCUCUGCAAACUCAACUGGCAAGUUCACAACCAAGCAAACAUCUACAGAGGGUGUUAGAAAUAACCAGCUCCGGUAUAAAAGUGCAUCAGAUAGCAACCAAAAAUCUGCAUGCAGGGUCCCCUUGUCAAACACAGUCCCCUCCAAUGAAAGGAACUUCUUGGCGCCCCAAAGGCCAAUCUCCUCCGCUCCUAACACAGCCACCUCCCUUAAACUGUCUAUUAAUGCUCCAGGUGGUAGCAGAGACUCCCAGACCUCUUCCUCUUAUGAUGAAUUGGAAGAAAAGAGAAAUACUGAGCUGGAGCCUCACACAGAGCCUCGACCAGAACCAGUGGACAGCAUUCCCCCUUCUCCAUUCACCCUGAGGGCCUCAAACUGCAAGAAAUACCUGCGACCCAACCAGUCUAAGAAAACAUCCCUCGAAUCUGCUGAAAACAACAGCAACAAGCCAACUGAAACAGCAGCUGCCCAUGUUAAACCCAACAGUGCCCUUUCUGCUAGCGCAAGUAGUACUGCUGCCAAUACUAAACCAGCAGCCAAGCCCACAGGCAGGGGAGGCGGAAGGGUACGGGACUACACGGUUCUGCACCCUUCCUGUCUGUCAGUAUGCAACGUCACCAUCCAGGACUCAAUUGAGCGGAGCAUUGAUGAACUAGUCACCCCAGCUACCCCUGCUGACGUUGGCGAAGCAGGCCAGAUGAAGAAGAAGACAGAUGCUCCUGUAUCCAAAUCCACCAGGUUCAGACCCACCCAGACAAAGACCAAGAAGACCAAGACUGAGACCAAGCUAGAGUUUUUUGGCUUUGAGGACAAAGAGGACCAGGGCGAGGAGGGUCCAGAAGGUGGCAUGGCAGGCAAGAGUAGCUACAAGAUCAAGUACUUUGGCUUCGACGACCUGAGCGAGAGUGACAGCGACGAGGAGAGCUCUCAGGCCAAAGAGAAGAAGGCCAAGAAGGCGGCUGCAGCCUUAGCUGCUCUGAGCUCCGGUGUGGACAGCCCUCACACCAGUGACUCUCAGGACAGCCAGGCCAGCAGCAAUACAGAUAAUUGUGACUUUGCUGAAGACUCCAGUCCUGGCGGCGCUGAGGGGCAGAAAGGACGCUCAGGAAAGUCAAGUGACAAAUCCAAGGACGCUGGUAGUGGACUCAAAAAGAUCUUCAGCGGACCCAAAAAGUCCCCUGCUAAAGCUGUGUACAACGCUCGCCACUGGAACCAACCUGAGCCCGAAGAGAUACCUGUGCCUCCACUUUCUCGAUCACAAACUGCUCCGGCAGUUUUAUCGAGCAGCAGCAAGGACAGCAACUCCCAUAAAGAUGAUGGCUUGUUCAAAGCCCCUCCGCCGCCGCCCAAAGUCAUUAAGUCAGAGACCCUCCCCACGCGACUCAACCAGGAUAUUGUCACUGCGCUCAAAUGCAGGAAGGAGCACAAGGAGCUGUACACGGUGGUGCAGCAUGUGAAACACUUCAACGACGUUGUGGAGUUCGGAGAGAAUCAAGAGUUCACAGAUGAUUUUGAGUACCUGGAGACGGGGCUGAAGAGCAGUCAGCCACUCAACACGAGAUGCCUUAGUAUAAUCAGCCUGGCCACACGGUGUGCCAUGCCUGGUUUCAGGAUGCACCUGCGGGCCAGAGGUAAAGUGGCGCAGGUCUUCAACAUGCUCAGUGAUGCUCCACAACACCCGAACCUUGCCCUGUGCACGGCUGCGCUGAUGUACAUCCUGAGUCGGGAUCGUCUUAACAUGGAUCUGGACAGGGCCUGUCUGGAGCUUAUGAUCAAGCUGCUGGAACAGGACCAGGACUACCCCGCCGACCAGGAUCAGCUCACGGCAAAGGAGGUGGAAAAGGUCAAGGAGAAGAUCAGGAAGCUGUGUGAGACCGUGCACAACAAGCACCUCGACUUGGAAAACAUCACGACGGGCCACCUUGCCAUGGAGACAUUGCUCUCUCUCACCUCCAAGAGAGCAGGAGAUUGGUUCAAAGAAGAGCUGCGACUCCUGGGCGGUUUGGACCAUAUUAUAGACAAAGUUAAAGAGUGUGUCCAGAACCUGAGCCAAGAGGAUGACAAGGAGAACCUUGUAGCAGCUUUAUGGGGGGCUGAGAGGUGUCUGAGAGUACUUGAAAGUGUGACAGUGCAGAACCCAGAAAACCAGGGUUACUUGAUUGCCUACAAAGACUCUCAGCUCAUCGUGUCAUCUGCCAGAGCUUUGCGGUACUGUGAGGAUAUGAUUCAGCGAUACAGCAGGGCGUUAAACAACAGCUCUCUGUCAUUGUCGGGGGCAGCGCUGCCCCACUGCAGCUUCAGUAACGUGGGCAAGGCUGUGGAGGACUGCAUGAGGGCCAUCAUAGGAGUGCUGCUCAACCUUACCCACGACAAUGAGUGGGGAAGCACCAAGACAGGUGAGCAGGAACAGCUAACCGUGACUGCUCUGAACUGCGUCCUCCGAGUUCCACGCUACAUCCCCCAGGAGCAGCGCUUUGACGUGCGAGUACUGGGUCUGGGUCUACUCAUCAACCUCGUGGAGUACAGCUCCAGAAACCGCCACUGUCUGGUGGACAUGGAGUACAUAGUCGACGACACCUGUCUGGAGGACAGCCUGAUGCAGCCUGCUGACCAAACACAAUCCGACACAGCGGCAGCGUCAGCACCGCCAAGCACAGCCGAGACUCAGGGAGACGAGCCUGUCAAGCCCAAGCCCACUGGUGCUUUGGCUGCUCUGGUGCAGCUCUUCCUGGAGAGGGAGCGCGCUGCCAUCCUGGCUGAGGCUAAAACUGACGACAUCAUCACCGAGGCGCCCAAACCGGCACUGGACAAAAGCGGAGAGUGGCAGGAGACGUCGGGAGAGAUCCAGUGGGUGGCAGCCGAACCCAACGACAACCAAACCGAGAACAAAGAUGAUGAGAAGAAAGAGGAGGAGGAUGAAGAGUUGGAUCUAAAUAAAGCUCUGCAGCAUGCAGGCAAACAUAUGGAGGACAGCAUUGUUGCCUCGUACACCGCUCUGCUGCUGGGCUGCCUGUGCCAGGGAAGCCAGGUAAAUGUGAAUACUGUGAGAGAAAAUCUACCUAAAGGGGAUUUCUCCAUCAUGACAGAAAUGCUGAAGAAGUUCCUGAGUUUCAUGAACCUCACUUGUGCGAUGGGCACCACAGGACAGAAGUCCAUCACGCGGGUCAUCGACUACCUGGAGCACCUUUAACAGACGGACAGACAGGAACCUCACACUCUGCACAUUAGAGGGAUCCCAGGCUAUCCUGGUGCCCCCUUUACCCGACAGGAGCCACAAGGCGGUCAUUGGAGACUCGGCAGCAUUCCUCUGACUUCACCCGAUCACCCAGCGCUGUGAUCGCUCUGGAUUGUUUCCAAUAAAGGCGCGUAAACACACACAAAUGUAAAAGUUUCACUCCCUCUCUGGAGCACAGAAUGAACCAAAGCCCUGCUAGCUGACAGACAUCCAGUUCCACUCCACCAACGCCGCAUUCAGUCACAUGGAGAUUCAUCCUCAGGCUACUGGGAAUCAGGCAGAGGCUGGUCUUGAGUUUUUCCAAAUCCUCUUUGGAAUGUCGAACGUGAAGAUGGACUCAAAGCGGACCUCUUCUUUGAAACCGUUUGACAGAAAGGGGACACUGAAGUGGAGUCUCCCGUCCCCCCCUGCCUGGUCUCCGUUCCUGAUCACUUAGCUGGAGUGUAAACCUCUGAAUCAAAUUUUAUGGGUCAUUACAUUUUGAUCUCUACUCAUCCACAUCAAAGCCAAGGAUGAAAUCAUUGAUUUAGCAUGAAAAACAAUCAUUUUCAUGGCUGUUAGAAUGACGUCUCUGUGUGUGUAAACUUGUGUGGAAUGAUUUUGAAUGCAUACAUCCAUUUAACUAAAUGUUUGCAGUUGGCUUGAAUGUUUAAGGGAAUUUUUUAUUCUUUGAUUUUUAUCUUCUCAUUGUGCCCGUUAAUUUUGCGAGUUAGAAAGUCGCCUACGCGUUUUUAUGUUUUUAGAUUUUUCGUUUUUUUUUUCCUUUGGGGCAUUUUUUUUUUUUUACCUCAUCAUGACUGCGUGACAUGCUGAAUUUGAUGGGAUGUCUUUUAUUUCACUGGAAAUUACAAUCUUAUUGUGAAGUUCAGAUAUCCUUCCACCAAUUAUCAAUUUCCUCACAUUUUACUUUAGCUUUUUUUUAAAAUUCAAAUUAAUUCAACAGUCUGUAAGUACAGUAUGCAUUGAAACUCACAGGUAUAACUGAUGUGACGACUUACUCAAAAAAAUUGAUUGUUGUGCUUCCUUUUAAAUUUAUAAUGAAGUUAAUUUUUUAGAAAUGUAUUUAAUUUAACGUUUUCGCCUUUUGUAAAUGCAAAGUCUUUACCUAGUGGGAUGCCAUUUGUUUCUAAAGUUUCACUCAUGUUUUAUUCAGAUAUAUCCCAUAUAUGUGUCACAGCUCAGUGGCUGGGCAGACGUACCAGACUUAUGGUUUUGGUUUUAAAGCGCAAAUUUCAUCAAAACUUUCCGCAUUUAAUGGAACAGGAGGUCAUUUUCAUUCUCAUAUUAACCCAUGUGGAGGAUUUCCUGAAGGCUCCUGGUUUCACUCUGUCCAGCCACCUGUAGCUUCAUGUUUUUUUCUCGCAUUGUGACAUGAUGUGUCUGCAUUGGACAACGUUCAUAAGCUCCCUUUUAUUUAUUCUUUUGGUGUCAUUUUACCUGUAAUGAUGCACAUGAACCCUCACCAUGCCUCUGUCUUGUACUGCUCACAUGUACGAUCACUGAUUUGAAUGACAGCCAUACCUGUGUAAGCAGAUUAGUUCUUAUCUGGUUCGUAGGGCUGAGUGAACAUGGUUGCAACCGUGUUUACUGUUAAUUACUUUGCAAAGUUCUGGUCUGAAUGAAAUUUUAGAAUGUAAAUACUCUUGUACAUAGCGGUUAAUGGACAUUUAAAAAAAAAAAAAAAAAAAAAAAAAAAAAAAAAGAAAUGCUUAGACUACUUUUUUCCCUGAAGCUGAUAUUUUUAUUUUAUAUAUUUCUGAGUUGUCAUUUGGAAAAACAAAAAAAUCGCAGGAAGAGGAGGAAGAAAAAAAAAAAAUGUUUGUACCCGUUUCAAGGACAUUGUCUUUGGUUACAUGUAAAUAGUUGUAUCUCCAAAAAAAAAAAAAAAAGUUGCUACUUUCAAUACACCCCCCCCCUAUGUGUUUUCUUCCUUGAAUUGUUUAAACAACAAGAAUGUUUUUCUUUCAUUCUCAGACAUUCUCAGGAAUGUUUUUGAGCAUUCAGUGCUACAGGAGGGAACCACUUUACCAGACAGAAGUGCUGUUUAGUUUCCUUUUGGUAUUCAUGCAUGUGGCAG
Messenger RNA from Anoplopoma fimbria (sablefish), 6011 nucleotides. It is a transcript of the gene wapla, whose product is annotated as WAPL cohesin release factor a. The record is from RefSeq and is a predicted model, not a curated record. Gene Ontology annotation, biological process: regulation of chromosome condensation. NCBI's taxonomy places the organism in Eukaryota, Metazoa, Chordata, Actinopteri, Perciformes, Anoplopomatidae.